AUGGCGGCAAGUCUGUUCCAAUCACAUCAGUACUACUACAUCGCGAUGGCCACCACACAGGAUCAGCAAGAGAGAUUAUCUGUCGCAGUCCCAGCAGCGCUUACUACAAGCAAGAGUCCCGUGCCCAUCGUGAUCAACAAAACUGUAGCCUGCAACGCGAAGACGCAGCCAGUCAAGGAAGCAAGUCUCGCCGCAAUGCCAGCAGAACUCCUCAAGAGCAUCGCCACCUUCGCCGAUCUACAAGACCUCCCUGCCCUCAGACUCGUCAAUCGCGAAUGUAACUCGAAAGUCCUCCGUACCUUCACCAAAACCUUCUUCACAACCCUCCCGAUCCUACUUUGCUACGACAAAAGCAUCAAGACCGCACUCGAAAUCGCCGGCCACCCCAUUUUUGCUCCAGCCAUUCGUACCAUCGACCCUAGCAUCGACGUCAUUCCCGACGAGGACGACUACGAGGAUUAUGGGCUGAACAUCCCCAUGGCAGAACCCUAA
Fulvia fulva is the source of this 492-nucleotide messenger RNA. RefSeq lists its product as uncharacterized. Gene Ontology annotation, molecular function: protein binding. Bases 1 to 492 code for a protein of 163 amino acids. Lineage: Eukaryota; Fungi; Ascomycota; Dothideomycetes; Mycosphaerellales; Mycosphaerellaceae. The record is from RefSeq and is a predicted model, not a curated record. The transcript has a single exon.